Naegleria gruberi is the source of this 10995-nucleotide messenger RNA. RefSeq lists its product as uncharacterized. The coding region runs from base 1 to 10995 and encodes 3664 amino acids. The record is from RefSeq and is a predicted model, not a curated record. Gene Ontology annotation, cellular component: TORC2 complex. Gene Ontology annotation, biological process: TORC2 signaling. The transcript has 6 exons. NCBI's taxonomy places the organism in Eukaryota, Heterolobosea, Eutetramitea, Acrasida, Naegleriidae.
AUGUCACAAACACCCGGUGGAGUGGGCGUGUCGAAUAAUUCAAAUCCUUCUACUACUCUUCUGGGUUCAUCUUCUCAACAACAACCCACCGAUAUUAAUAGUAGUUUGAAUAUUUUACAAGAAAAGAUUAUCUAUAUUGAUGAUGAUCAGCCUACUUCUUCCGACAGCUCGGAUACUCAACAACGAAAAAAACAAAUUCAACAAGCAAUAACGAAUAUAUCAGAGUUUUUUAUUUAUUACUAUCAACAAGAAUGUAAAUUUAAUUUAUUAGAUUCAUCAAGUGGUUCAUCUAGCACUGCUACUGCUACUAAUAAUACAAAUAACUCUACAUCCAACAAUACAAGUAAUAAUAAUUUGGAGAUCUUUUAUAAAAAUGUUACAAAUUUCUUAAAUAUAUCUAUUCAACAAUUAUUAAGAGGAUGUGGAGAUUUAUUAUCUUUAGUAGCAAAGAAAUAUUCCUAUACUAAUACUCAUAAUUCUAAUGUUAGUAACAGUAAUAAUAGUGUUUCCAUGAUUAAACCAGUUAUUGCAUACUACAGUAUUGAAGUGUUAGAAUUACUGUUAGACAAAUUAAAAUAUUCAUCUGAAAUUAGUACAGAUUUAAGCGUACACUCAAUGAUUAUCAAGACAAUGGGAUUAUAUAUUACUCAAUUAAAACAUUUAAAUGAAGCCAAGGUCUUGUACAUUACUGAGCAUUUAUUAGAAUAUGAACAAUUUAUGAUUGAUUUGAUAACAAAUGUUUUUGAUGAACAGUACAUUAAACAAUUAUCAACCAUUCAAUCAGAAUACCAAAAACAUAUGCACAAAUAUGUUUAUGACAAGCUGUAUAAUAACAUUUAUCAGUCAGCCAAGUCAUCUAUUAGUAAUGCAAUUAUUGAUUCUACAUAUAGUAGAGAUGCUAUUUCUAUUAUGAGAUAUCAAUUGUUAAAGACAUUAUACUAUAUUUUACUGAAUGGAUCACCAUCAUGCAUUGAAAAAUACACAAUUUCAAUGAUUCAAUAUUUGAAUUUUAAUGCUAGAUAUGAAAAGAAGUACUCCAUUCUAUGUAUCCAAGAAUUAUUCGUCUCAUUGUUUGGUAAAAAGGAUAAAUACUACAAUCUUAAUAUACCAAGUUACGAAAACAUGAAACCAGUGUUUAUCAAUGAUGAAUAUGAUGUUAUUUCAAAUAAUGAUGUGAAAAAGUCUAAUGGCCUGUUCGACAAGAUUUUUGUUGAAGGUAAAAAGUAUUCUAUCUAUGCUAGAAGAGCAAUGAAUAGCGAUUUGAAUUCUAAUAGAGUUAGAACUAGAAGUCUGCUAGUUCCUUAUGGUGAAUCUACUUCUCCUUCUAAAAAUACAACUGGAACGACUGGUGGCGGUUCAAAUACACCUUCUACCAAGAAGGCAUUCAGUUAUGAUUCUCAAUUUUUAAAUACUGGUAAAACAUAUAGACAAAUAUUGGGAAUGUUCAAUCCUGUAGUGAUUGGUUUAACAAAAUAUUUCAAACACACUCAUGACCGAUCAUUACAAAAUGUGGUUUUAUUCAUGUUAAUUAGAAUGAUUUGCAUUGGAAUAGAUUUUAGUCAAUUGGAUAAGGAUUCAACAUUCAUCAAGUUUAUUUUUAAUCAAUUAGAAAAGUUUGACGAACCUGACUUUGUUUUAUAUCAAAUUAUGGACUUUUUGUCUGUUUUAUUGUUUAUUGUCAAAUACCAACAUUUCCCUGAGAAUCCAUUUGAUUCUAUUGUAAAAUUAGUUCAAUCAACAUUCAAUAGCUCACAGUUUGAAAAGAACGGAAAUUCAAUUUUAAAGUCAAUUUCACCUGUAAUGAUAAGAGGUUUCUUAUGUGAAAUCAGAACUGAAAAAGUUGAAAAGAGUUAUGGUAACUUGAUGCUGAAUGAAUUUUUGAAAAAUGUAACCUUACCAGAAUGUCAAUCUGUAUUGACAUUGCUAUUAAGAAAUGUUCAUCAUUCAACUUUAACAUGUUCAAACACCAAUAAUACUACUGGUAAUGCCUCAUCAAGUAGCAAUAGCAACAAUACAUCAUCAAAGGAUGCAACAUCACUUCCGUGGAUUGAAUUAUCAAAUUCUAUUCUUAAAGAAUGGGUUGUUAAACAUAAUUUACAGGUGGAUGUAGAUUGGAAUUUAAUAUCAAACAUUUCUAACCAUUUCCAAACAAAUAACAUUGCUACCACUUAUUAUAAUCACACUGUAAAUUCAAAUAGUGGAGGUUUAACAUCAAACUCAUCUGCUUCAAAUGGAAAUCAAUCUAUGAAUUUGAAAUCCAAUCUUGUUUUCCAAAAUAGAUGUAAAAAAGAAAAUGUUCAAUAUGAGUUUAAUAAUUGUGAAUUUAUAAUUGAACUUUCUAAAAUAUUUUAUUUCAUUGAUGCAUUGUACAUUAAUAUUAAUGACCAAGCAAAGAUUGUAACUCACUUGAUAGAUUCUUUUGAUGAACAUUUAGAUCAAAAUUCUCUUGAAAAACAAGUUCAAACACCUUCCUCAGUUCAACAUAAGGAAAAUAUGAACGAAAAGUUGAGUGUUAUUAAUAGCUUGCUAAAGUCCUUGAUAUUUAUGAAACUCUUGAAUAGAAUUGAUAAGAAACAAGCUAACGUGCAAGAAAAUUUAAAGAAUCUUGAAAGGUUUUUGCAAUCAAUUUCAAAUGCAUUGAAUUUAUAUUUGAAUCAUAGAGACACUUCCUCGAUUAUCGUAAUCAAGUAUUUAACUUGUGAAAUGUUGACUGUCACAAUAGAAUUACAAGAGAGAUUGUAUAUCAAGUUGUUGACACACGAACAUGUACGACAAUCUGAUCAUUUGAAUUCCAUUUUCCAUAAUCAAAUUUUGCACAUUUUGAAAUUAUUUAAUAUUAACUACCUCAAACAUUAUGAUUUUACAAUUUAUACUUUGUUGUUCUCACUUUUGCUUGCUCAUUCAAAGGUAGAAAAACAAUUUGGAGUUUCAUUCUUGAAUUAUUUAUAUGGUUUUUAUCACUCUAAUAUUUAUAACUUUAAUAUUUUGAAUAAUACCCAAUUAUUAUUAGGCAUUAAUGAAAGUAUUGCAUCCGAUGAGAAUAAUUUAACAUAUCAUGAAUUUGUAAUUCAACAAAAAUCAGUUUUCCUCAGUAUGAUCAACAUAAUUGUAAAUUAUCAAGAUAAUAUCAUUGAAUUAUUCAAACAAUGCGAAAUUAAUAAUCUAUCCAAUCGUAUUUGGAAAGAAAUAUUCAAUCACUUUGAUGAGCCAUUAAUAGAAAAGUUUUUGGAAAAGUUCUGUAGAGAUAUUUGUUGUGAAAAUGAUCUAGUCGGAUUAUUUGACGAAUUGAAUGAUAAAUUCAAAUCCCAACUACAUUUAAACGAUUUGAGAAUUCUAUUUAAGUUUAUUAAGAAUAAUAUUAAAAAAGAACAUUUAAUUUGGUUGCAUCCUAAGAUUGUCAACCAAUUGGAAGAAAGAUUAAAGAUUGAAACUACAUUUAUGAAAAGAAAAGUUAUAUCUGAUAUGAUUAAGUAUAUUAAUUCAAAUAUUGAAAAGCCAAAUGAAAAUUCAAAAUUAAACCAAGAAUUCAAAAACUUGGAUUUAAUUUUAGAAAAGGUUAAAAAUGAAAUGUUUAAGAAUCAAAAUGAAAUUCCUCCAUCAAAAUUAGUUAAUAACUUUUUCACCUAUAACAAUUUAGUUUCUAAUCCAUUAGUAAUUUCAAACUUCUUAAUUGAAUAUAUGGAUAAAAAUGAACUUAAAUAUGUUCCUAGUAUAGUUAGCAAUUUAAAUAUUCAAUCAAUUAACAACAUUCUAGUACAUUUCAAAGAUAACGUUGAAUUUAUAACAUCAUUAUUAAUUCAUUUGAAAUCUAAAGAACAAAUUUUACCUUUUAUUGAAUUUACGUUCAAUGAAUUGAAUAAUAUUCCAUAUAACUUUACAAGUUAUUUGAAAUUAUCUAAUUUAUUAUCAAAGUUACUAUCAAAAUGUAGAUCAUCAAAUGAUUUAAUUCAAUUAUAUGAUAAGAAUAUGGUUAUUAAUUUUACAAUUAAUUUUAUUGAAUUAUUUUAUUUGGAGAGAAUUCAAAAACAUAAUGUUGAUAUUACAGAUGUUGAUUAUAUUUUAUCGUUAAUUUUACAAAUUUUGUAUUCGUUUGGUAAUUCUAUUGAAUAUUAUUCUGAAAAUUUAUUAUUAAUUUUAAAUAAUCCAGAAAUAGAUUUAAAUUUGAAUACUAAUAAUACUUCAUCUAAUACUACCAAAACUACUACAAGUACUGUGGAAGAAACUAAGAAUACUACUCUAUUAUUAAUGGAAGAUGAUUAUGUUGAUAGCUUUGCAACAACAACAGAGGAACCAACUGAACAAGAACCACAACAAGAAGAUCAAUCACCUAACAAGGAGACUAACAAUUCUAUUUUAGAAAUGAAUGAAGAUGAAAGAAGGGUACUAAAAUUCAUCAAAUUAUCAUGUCAAUUAAUAAUUGAUGCCACAAGCGUUUCAUCACAAUCCAUCAAUUACAAUAAGGAUAUUAAUAUUUUGAAAUAUUUAAAGUUGAUUCUAUUCAAAACUUUCCAAUUAUAUCCAAAUAUGCAAGCUUCUAAUGAGGAUAGUGAUAUUUAUGGAAGUGUUGGAAAUACUACAUCCUUGUACGGAUUUUCUAUUGGUAAUAGAAUACCAUUUAUUUCAUAUCAUCAUUUGAAGUUGAUUAGAUCUAUUGGUUUGGAGCUUUCUAAAUGUUUUAUUAAUUUAGUAUAUGAUCCAUAUUUACCAAACAUGGAAACACAAUAUUUCCCUAGAAUUGAUAUAGAACAAGUUCAAACGUUAAUUUUCAUGAUACAAGAAAUAGGUUGCAAUGAAGAAAUAUUUAAGCAAUUGUUCGAAAUGAGUUUUGAUUUGCUCAAGAUGGAAAUUACUCAACCAUUUGAUGAAAUUCAUGUUUUAUUUAUCAAAUUGUUGACAUGUAUGAUAUGUAGAAUGAAUCAACCUCCGUCCCUAUCCAAUAACUUUUCAUCCAAUAUAUUAUCAUCAUUUGAUAACUUUGGAAAUUCACUUCUUGGAAUCCAACAUGGUGGUAAUAAUUUGAACUCCAUUUUGAACUCUGUCGAAAAGUACUUGUUAAAAUCUACUGGUUCAACAAAUAGUAGUGGUACUAGUGGUUCAUUCACUGGUGGUAUUGGAACAUCAAAUAAUAGAAACAGUUUCAAUGGAAGCUUUGGUAACAUGAGUAAUUUAAUUGAUAAGAAUAGUAAUACUACUAGACAGAGUAUUAGUGUUGAGGAAAUUUAUUCCAAAGCACUUUUUAACAGCUUCAUGUUAUUUAUUCAUGAUAGCAUCCAAAAAUUCAGUAAGAAUAACUUGAUGAUUACAAAAGAAUUGGUUAAAUCACUCAUUCUUAUUAUGGAAAACAACAUUGUAUUAUUUGCUGUUAAUAAUGGUACUUAUUCAGUUCAAUGGUUGCACGAAUUAUUUAAAAACAUUUAUAAGGAAUGUAAUUUAUACGAAGAUUGGAUAUUAGGACAAUAUGCUCUAUAUGGUUUGAGCAAAACUUAUGCCAUUCUACAUUCAAAUAAUGCCAAAGAUGUCAAUGAAGAUUUUAUCAUCAAAACAAUGGAAUCAUCACUUGUUAACAAUCAUUUGAAACAAUCUGCAUUACAAUCAGUUUUAUCAUUUAUUGAAUGUGGAAAUAGAAAUAUUGUAUUGAAAUUACUUCCUUAUUUAGCAAGCAAUAUUCAAACAUGGUUAUUAGAUAAGGAACAAACUGUUUAUAAUCAAUUAUUAUUGAUGAAAAUGGUAACUCAAAUGGUACAACAAUAUCCUGAAGCAUCUGUUCACCAAUUGACCAAAAAGACUAUGGAAUCUUUAUUCAAUUUAUCAGAUGAUAUUGACGCUCCUUUAACUAUUGUCGUCACCAUCUUUAAAUCUUUACAAAAAUUAUUAAUUAAUUAUUCACUUUCUCAAUUUGAAAGAUCUUUAAUUGAAGCCAUGACAAGUAUUAAACAAUCUACAAUGAUCACCAGAAAUGAUAAUACCAAUGCAGUAACUAAUAGGAAUGAUGCUGGAAUGAUGAACAAAAUUGUUACUCCGUUCAAGAAGAUGACCAUUGAUACUUCAACAUUUAGUAAUUUCACACAAAUGUUAGCUCAAAAUAAGACCAUGUUAAUUAAUAGAAAGUCUACUGCUGGUUCUAUGCAAUCGAGCAGUAAUACUGCGACUGUUAAUACAUCCAGUUCAACUUUACCUUCUAAUAAGACAAAUAAUAGUUCUAGAAUUAGUACUGAGAAACCUUCAAUUACAGCCACAAGUAAUAAUAUCAGUAUUACUGUUGGAAGUGGUAUUCCUAAUUCUACUACCAACACUGCAUCAUCUUCUGUAGCACCAACAAGUAAUAACAAUACAGCAACCACCAAGAUGAAACAAUUCAUGAGUUUCUUCACAACUAAGAAGCAAACGACUCCUCCAACGAGUUCUACGACAACUACCACUCCUGCCGUUAACCAACCAUCAUUAACUCCACCAACUAAUCCUACUUCUGGCUCAUUAACAUCAUCUCCAAGUCUUUCAUCACUUCCAAUGAGUAGAAGUAUGAGCAUGACAUCGAUUGUAUCAAGUAUGGCAAGAUCAAGUGAAAAAUUACAAACUCUCUCACAGACAAGAAGAGUUUUAUUACUUGGAUUAAUGUCAACUUCAAUGUAUACAUCAUCAUGCUCAACACAACAACAAUUAGAUUCACAAAGAGAACGUGCUAAAGUUAAUAUUUUACAUUUAAUUGAACAAUUCCACGAUGGUGAAAUUGAUAGAGAAGAUGGAUUGUUGGAUCCAUCCGCAAAGCCAAAAUAUCGUGUGAUGUUGUGGAUCCUGUUUGGCGGAGGAGCCGCGUGGGAUUUGGAUGGCGGAUUUUCCAUCCCCUCGUGUAAAGGAAAUUCCUUACAAACUCUCCAAUACUAUUUACUAUUGCACACCCAUCAUCAUCAACCCCAACAACAACAAUAUACCACCUCCUCGCUCAAUGUUCAACAUCCAUCAUCAACCAGUAGUAGUAGUAGUGGGCAUCAUAUGGAUCGCAUUGUUUCUCCGUCAAGUCCUCGAGUUAAUACAAACAAACCAACCUUUUCUACUUCCUCCUCUGCCUCCAAUCUUCAACAAGCCUUUUCAUCAUCCAAUAAUAACAAUAAUAAUAACAAUAUAAAUAUUUCCUUUGAAAAUGUUCAAGAGGAAAUUAUUACAGUACCACUCUCACAAGAAUUAAUUCAAGUCUAUCAGAAACAACUCUUUGAAUGUAUACAAAAAUUAAAACAAACACACACCGAUGGUAAAGAUAAAGCCAAAUCACUUGAACAAAUUAUUUAUUUAGCAUGUACAUUAAAAUCUGAUUUUACUAUGGCUCUCUUUGGAGAGUAUAACAAGUCAACAAACAAUCAGCAACAACAAAAUGAUAAAACAACCUCAUCCUCUUCUGCUAGUUCUACUAUGAAUGGUGCCAAUAAUAAUUCAUCAACAACAACAGGACAAUGGACCUACUCCCCACAAUUAGAUUUAUUUAUUAAAUGUAUGAGAUAUUUGUUAUUACAUAGAAGUUCAUAUAUUAGAUCUCUAACAGGAAUUGUUCACUUUUUAAGUUAUAUUGAUGGAACUCUAUUACAAAUGGAGCAACAACAACCUCAACUGCAACAACAACAAUUAAACUCUCGAUCAACAACUGCAACAACAACUGCAACUGCAGGACAAGGUGCCAACAAUGGAAACACAUCAACUGCAGUUUUUAGUGAAUGCGAAAGAAAAUCCAAGUCAUCUACUUCUACCAAUGCAUCUGGUACAACAGGUAGUGGUACCACUACUAGUGUACCUAAUGGUGCUGGAGGUACAACAACAAGUGGUGCUGGAGGUGGUACCGCUAUUGGUUCAUCAAGUUCUGCUUUAAAUACUAGUACAAGUGCUAUACUCUCAACUUCAGCAGCUUCAUCAAUUGUACAUGGUGGAUUUAGUAAUGAUGUAACAUUUUAUGCAGAUCACUCAGGAGAUGAAGAUCGUGUUGUGAAUAUUUGUUUUGUUUUCUUGUCAAUGACAAUUUUAACAUUAAUUGACAGUGGAUUGAUAGAUUCUUUAUUAUAUUUAUCAAAACAAUCAAUGAUUAAUAACAAGAAAAAACAAACUAAAAAUCUAGAUCCAAAAGAUAAAUUGAAUAUCAACGAUGAUGACGACGAAGAUAAAAGUGAAAGAGCGUUUAUUAGUUUCAGAGCAAGUCAAUUAUUACAAUCAGUUUUAUUAUUUAGUGACAUGUUAUUGAAUAAGAGAACAUGUUUAAAUAUGCAAGAUAGAUUUGAUACAGAAAUUGCUAACUUUUUACUUUCUAUUACUAAGAGUAAUUUGUACAGUUACAAAACAUUGAGCAUGUUAUCUGCAUUUUAUCAACAAUCUUUCCAAUCUUCAAAUGUGACUGGAGGUUCAAUUCAUGUUGAUCAAGCAAUGAUUCAAGCUCCAGCUAAUUUAAGUGUUUUAUCUGAUAGCACUCCAGCAUCAUCAGACUCUAUUGGAGAUAGAUUCUCUAAAUUUAGUACAACAAAUAUUCCAACAUUUUAUAUCAGAACUCAAAUUGAUAGUGAUAUGGAUGAUCAAUCAUUUAAUCAAUUGAUUAAAGAGUCUAAUGUACUUGUGACCAAAGACCCAAAGAGAUGGAAUUGGGAAAAGAUUUAUUGUUUAAUAUUUGGUCCAUUGAGAGUUGCUCAUAGAUUGAAAGAAGUUACAACAAAAUCACAAAAAUUGCUAAAAAGAAUACUCUCCUACUUUAAACCUUACAAGAGAGCUUUUAGUGACUUGAAAUAUCAAGAAAGUAAUUUUGGUUAUACAAAAUUAUGUAAUGAAUUGUUGUACAAUUUACUUCACAUGGAUGAAAGUGGUAUUGAAAUUAUUAGAGAAUGUAAAAUUAUUAAGCAAUUCUAUGAAGUAUUGGAAAUUGAAGUUAGAGUUGGUAAAACAACAAGUGUUGGAGGUAGAAAUGAUCCAAAACCAAUUGACUCUGAAAAGAGAUUAUUGAGUGAAGAGCGAGUACAAAAAUACAUGGUUAGAGAUUACUUUACAAUCAUUGGAUUGAUGAGUAGUACAAUCAAAGGAAAAGAAUUAUUGGAAGAAGAGAAAAUAUUUGAUGUUCUCAAGGAUUUAACAACUAGAAGAGAUGAUAUUUCACAAUUGAUUAUCAAACAUUUAGAUUAUACAAGACCAUUCUCUGAUAGAGCAAGAGAAAUAUUAAAAGAAGCAAUGAUGAAUGGUUCAAAUAUUAUCAGAUAUAUUAGUACAUUAUUUAUUAGACAUUUAAUUAGACAAUCUCAAACCUAUCCAAAUAAUUUCCAUGCAUGGGGUGUCCCUCUAUUGACAAGCAAAUUAUAUGAUGAUUGGGAAAAGGUUAAAUUUUCUGCCAUUUCAAUUUUGAGUGAAGUUUGUUGUAUGAACAUGUCUUCAAAUUCGAGUAGUGCUGGUGAUUCAUCCUCAACAUCAGAUUUUGAAUACGAUGAUUCAGCAACAUCCAUGCUCUCAUCACCAAGAGUUUCAAGUGGAAGUAAUGAAAAUUUACUUGCAUUCGUAUCACAGAACAUUUCACGUGACGUGAUGGAGAGCGUCAUGAGAGAGGGACGUGAUGGAAUGAAUUUACUCUUGAAAAUGACAAGUUGUAGAGAAGGUAUUGAUUAUCUUUCACAUGAUAGUAUUAGAUUAUUACAAGAAUUAGUUGAAGAUUGGUUUGAACGUGAGUCUUAUCAAUACUUACAACAAGUUGAAUAUGGUUUAAAUAGAUUUUAUAAUAUGAAUCAAUCUGCUCCAUCCAAUACUAGCUAUUCUCCAAGUUCAACAACUGGUCACACCACAAUUGGAGGAUCGCAAUUAGUUGUCGGAUCUUUAUCACCAUCUGGAUUUAGAGAAACUGGAAUGGCAUCACCAACAUUUAGGUCAUCCAAUCAAGCACAAUUCCAAAGCUUGAGUGGGUCAUAUGACUAUGCUAAACAUGGUGUAAUUUUACAAAGUAAUUUAUAUGGUGAAUUAUGUCAUACACUAGAAGGAUGUACAAUUUUAACAAAUGACAAACAUAGAACAUUACAUUGUUUGUGUAUGAAUUUAUUGAAUGUUUAUCAAUCUGUUUUAACAUAUCACAAUAAUAUUGCUAAUAGAUUAUCAAAUAGUAACGACAGCAAUAUUGAACCACAAAUUGAACAAAUUGUUGAAUUGUGGUCAUUAGCAUUCUGCUGUAGUACAAAUACAGGAUAUGAAUAUUGUAACAGAUAUAUUCAACAAGUUAUUAUUGGAUAUGAAAAGAAUCAAAAUGAAUCAUUCCAAACUGCAGGUGAUGAACAAUUUACUGUUGUUCAAUAUUUUGUUUACAUUGCUUUACAUAGUAAGGACAUUUCAUUAAGAGGUACAACAUUAUACUUGUUGGGUAUUUUAUCUAAAUGUAGUUUAGCUAGAAAAGAUUUAUUCGAAAUUGGAUUUGAAUGUUCAUAUCGUUAUGCUAUUUCAAUUCCAAGAGAUAGAAAGAGUUUCUUUACCAUUAUUACUGAUAAUUCAUCUUCUAAUGAAUCAACAGGUAAAAAUAACACUUCUUCAACAAGUAAUCAUCACCAUCAUCGUAAGGAUGAUUUUGAUGAAGAUGAUUACUUAUUAACAUCAAUUUUGAAAGAGUCACCAAAGAAUGCAGAUUUGAUCAAGGAUCUUGUAUCAAAUGUAACAAAAAUUGCAAAUCCAGUUCAUGAGCAACAAUCAUCAACAAAUUUGCAAAAUCUCAAGACAAAUAUUGCACGAGUUUUGACAAAUAAUGAGAAAUCUAAAUUAAUUUAUUACUUUUUAGGAAAUCAUUUCACCCACUGCAAAUACAAAUGGAAGAUUAUCAAGUUUGUAAUUAAUGACCUUUUGGGUGGUAAUAGUAGCAUGCUUUGUUCAUCUAUUGCAACAUCAAACGAUUCUGCAUUCCCUUCAUUUGAUCCAAAUGUUGAAGAUGAACUCUAUGUUAUGAAUACUCAUUUAUUGUGGUUAGAUACUGAAACAGAUUUGAAAAUUAACAAAUUACAACAACAAUAA